ACUGUGAAGCCUCACCGGCUCACCUCGCUGAGUCCCACCACCCUUACCCCCCGGCCCUUAUCCCCACUUACAUGCCGAGUCAUAAUGAUAUACCGAACAGAGAGGUGACUCACUCACGCCAGCGUCCUUAAUAAGAGCACUAGCACCCACCCGCCAUGACAUUCACCUUGACCACCCCCACCAAGCCAACUUCUCUCAAUCACCUUUACGCCCAUCCACCCGAAACGUCUAGUUACCGUCCCUGAUCGAAGACAAAAUGACCUACCACCUCUACAUCACGAACAAGAACUACUCCUCGUGGUCACUCCGCCCGUGGCUCCUGCUCCGGCAACUGGGCAUCCCGUUCGUCGAGGAAUUCCGCCCGCUCACCUCGGGCUCUUUCCGGCAGCCGCAAUGGCUCGAGUUUUCCCCCGUCGCCCACGUCCCGUGCUUGCACGUCCUUCCUCCUACUUCUUCAUCAUCUUCUUCUUCUUCUUCUCCUUCGGGGAAUGAAAAGGAAGAAAAGCAGGAAGAGAAACUCGUCCUGUGGGAAUCUCUCGCCAUCGUGGAGUUCCUCGCCGAGCAGCACCCGGACAAACCCGUGUACCCCUCCCGGGAGGCCAGUCCGGUCGCGCGGGCGUGGGCGCGGUCGGCGGUGGCGGAGAUGCACGCCGGUUUCGCCGCGCUGCGGCAGGAGAUGGGCAUGAACAUCGGGAUCCGGGUCGAGCUGAGCGGCGCCGCGUUUACGCCGGCGCUGGUGGCGGACUUGAAGAGGGUGGAUGAGCUGUGGACCGAGGGACUCAGGAGGUUUGGCGGGCCGUUCCUCGCCGGGAACGCGUUUACGGCGGUGGAUGCGUUCUACGCGCCCGUGGUGCUGCGCCUGCAGACGUACGGUGGCGCGUUGGAGCGCAUGGGCGAGGAGGCGAGGGGUUAUGUGCAGAGGAUGCUGGAGCUGGACGGGAUCAGGGAGUGGGUGGAGGAAGCGCUCAAGGAGACGGGGAGGGAGGUGCUGCAUGAUGCGGAGAAUGUGGAGGGCGAGGGAAGGAGGCUGGUUGCCGACUUGAGGGCGAAAUGAGUUCGGGCCAGCAGUCAUCAGUCAGGCAGCAUUUCAGGAGCAAGCUACGCGAAUCAAGUCAGGGCCUCCGAUUCAGUAGUGGUACUGGUGCAAUUGAUUCAUGGAUAACGAGGUAGAAAGGCCGCGGUGUUUCUCAGUUCUCUGAGCCCGUAGAGCAAGUGAAACCAGAAGAGAAAUAGGCGGAAACUGUCAAUAACCGAAAAGGGGUCCAUAUUGGCCCGGUGCCCCGUUCCCCAGCACGCCCCGCGUCAUCUCGCAGUGAAGUUGCCGGCCCGGCCCUCGGCUCCCCGCGGUCUCCACAGCACUGUACUUCCGCUCAGAGGGCGGGGGUCGAAGACUGAAAGGAGGGGGAUGCCGCACCCGGCCGGCUAUCGGUCGACGAUCAUACAAGGGGGGAAUGGCCAUGAUAAGUUAU
This is a messenger RNA of Chaetomium strumarium, 1469 nucleotides long. RefSeq lists its product as uncharacterized. The record is from RefSeq and is a predicted model, not a curated record. NCBI's taxonomy places the organism in Eukaryota, Fungi, Ascomycota, Sordariomycetes, Sordariales, Chaetomiaceae. The coding region runs from base 257 to 1054 and encodes 265 amino acids. The transcript has a single exon. Gene Ontology annotation, cellular component: cytoplasm.